This is a messenger RNA of Effrenium voratum, 1449 nucleotides long. NCBI's taxonomy places the organism in Eukaryota, Dinophyceae, Suessiales, Symbiodiniaceae. The record is from the annotation of a GenBank genome assembly.
AUGGUCCGAAAGCACUUCGGCCGUGAGCGGCGCGACGAGCGAGAGGAUCGGCGCCGGUUUCGCUGCAGUCGCAGCCGCGAGUGGGGCGGCCGGGGCGGCCGGCACUCGCGCGAGCGCGCGCGAGAGCGCGAGCGCGAGCGAUGGUCGGGGGAGGAGAAGGAUGAGCGCAGCUGGAAGGAUAAGUGGGAGCAAUUCCUGGCCUCGGAGAUGACGGAGCUCGCCCGCGAGGACCAGAGGAGCCCAAGGGACGCAGAGAGAAGGCCGCCGGAGCCACCGGCCACGUGGCGCGAGCUGGGAAGGAUGCCGCCUGCCGAGCCUCCAAGUCCUCCUUGGCGGCACAGCAGGCGGCAACGGUCGGUGCCCCGAGGGGCAGAGGCGAAGCCAAGCACACGAGAGGCAGGGCCGGUGAUUCGGGAGUCGACGAUCCGCCGGGCGAUGGCCGAGAGGCCCUUUCGCAGAGCCAACGGAAAGCCGCUGCCGCAGCCGAAACCUCUCAGCGAGGCGGCGCCAAAGCCAAAGCCCAGGCUCCGGCCUGCGGUGAAGCGGGCGCGGCCGCCCUCGCCGCCCUCGCCGCGCUCGCCGCUCUCGCCGGAGGCAGAGGCAGCAAGGAGUCCCCCAGAUGGGCUCGCGGACGACGAGGACGUGUGGGGCCUGCUGGCGCCGGCCAGCCCGGAGCCGGAGGCGGAUGUGGACCUGGAGGGCGAUCCAGACUUAUCUCCGGAGCAUGCGGAAGCUCCGCCGAACGAGGAGGCGGAGGCGGACCUGGAGGGCGAUCCAGACGCACCUCCGGAGCAUGCGGAAGCUCCGCCGAACGAGGAGGCGGAAGCGGACCUGGAGGGCGAUCCAGACGCAUCUCCGGAGCAUGCGGAAGCUCCGCCGAACGAGGAGGCGGAUGUGGACCUGGAGGGCGAUCCAGACGCAUCUCCGGAGCAUGCGGAAGCUCCGCCGAACGAGGAGGAGCCCUGGGAGAAUGGUGCAGACUGGCACUUGUCGGCGCGCUCCGGCGAGAGAGCUAUGCAGCAGACGUGGCCGAACCGGCCCACCCGGCUGACGCGGCCGACUCAGACGACGCGGCCAAUGUGGCGGCCGACGCGGCCGACGCGGCCGACGCGGCCGACGAGGCAGCGGCCGCGGCCGACGUGUGCGACGCGGACGCGGUGGGUGAUGCGGGCGCCGCGGAUGUUGCCAACGCGGCUGAAGGCCCAGGCGAAGUGCAAGCAGAAGGCGAAGUGCCGGAGCCGGAGGCAUCCAAGGCGGAGGCGAGCGACGACGACUGGGGCGGAUGGAGCUCGGGAGGCUUCACGGCCUCUGCGGAGGCUCCAGGUGGACGGCCCCUGGGCUACGGAGGUGGCAGCUACUGGCGCGAGCGCGGGGCCCCCGCAAAGUGGCGAGAGCGCAGCCGGAGUCGCAGCGCAAGGCCAGAUGAGACCCCGGACUACUGGCAGCUGA